AUCCUUACUGCAGAAAGGCGGUCCGACAGGGAGCGUCCGAAGCAGCCAGACACACAAAGCGAACCGCCCGACAUAGUGAAUUUCAUCUCUGAUCAGCUCCCAGACACUCAUGCAAGCCUUCUUCUUCUGUACUGUGCACACUGUACAAGUCAGUCGUCUGGGAAAAACAGGAAAAAUCUUCUACACAACAUCCACUCACACGCCCCUCAACCUAUCUGGAAGUCCGCCGAUAGGUGCCUAUCUAGCGCAUCUUGCUCAGCGCCCGACGCGCCUCGCGCCCCCCGUGGAAUAAGGGACAAAUGGAAUCUAUCAUGCGUCGCGGGCUGCACCAUGUUGAGUGCUGUCAGGUUGGUGAGCUGCUUGCCGAGCCGAAAUGCCGCCUUAGGUGUCGUCGUGUCCCCAGCGGAGCAGCCAAAGGGCCGCACGAAGGACGCAGGAGAGCGGCGAGAAGAGGGUAGACAGCUCACGAGUGGUCGUCGCCGAGGCGAUCCACGGCCUACCAAUGGCCCGCAUCACACCAAACGAAUGCAUGUGGUGGACGCGACAUAAUCAUUUCCGUGAGUGAGUGGUGGACCUUCUUGCAUCUUCCUUCUCCAGGGGCCUCUCAUUGCAGUCGAUACUGCGCAGCCAGCCCGUGCGCGGCACAGCGGUGUUGAAGUCGGACGGUCAAACCUGUGCGUCCUCCUCCAGUAAGGGCACAGUCAGGCUAUCCUCCGUCAUGUUGCGGCGUGUCGGCCGCAGCUUCGUCGCUGGUUGGUGAGAGGCUGCCGCUCUGUUGGGAAGCCUUGCAGAGUACGCCGAUCUGGCAGCGGUUGAUGAUGGCUCCAACAACUGCACUGAGGAAGGCACUGCCGCAGCCGAUGAAGAGGCCCCGCCAGAAGAUGGGGUCUUGCGGCUUGAGCGGACUGUUGGCGGGACUGCUUUAGACGAUACCAAUCUCAAUGGCCGACAGAACGACAACACCGAUAGAAAUGAUGACGCACGCCUUCGCAAUCAUCACACGCAGACAGACAGACAGACACAUAGAAAGAGAUGAAGAGAGAGAGAGAGUGUUGCCUGUCUCCUUUGAUUGGUGCACAGGUAAGCGGCCUUUUCAUGCUUACCUUACGGCGCAUCUCGUUGCUGCCUUCUUACUCAGCUUCAAGCUGAACGCCCUCUCCCUCUUGAGCUCGUUUCUCAGAUAGUCCUUGUCCUUUCCCAGAUCCUCAAUGACUUUCCAGAGCAUUUCCUUGUCCUUUCUCAUGUCCCUUCUCAUAUCCUCCUUGUCCCUUCUCAGAUCCUCCUGGUUCUCCAUGUCUUUCUUGAGCAUUUCCAUGAGAUCCGCAUUGUCCUUCCGGAGAUCCAGGAUCUGCUCCACGAGUAUAUCGAUGAAGCGCUCAAGUUCUUCUCGCGCUGAACACACAAGGACAGACAUGUGCGUCGUUUUCGCGUCAAGAGACGAACGAGAGUGCGCGUGGGAGCGCUUACAUGCGCCUGGAGGCGGGCGAAAAGUGGCAUGUGGGCGGACAAGAGGCGGCUUGGAGGCAGCACGCGGGACGGAGGACUCUCCUGCUGUCUUCAUCUUCCCCUUCCUCUCGAGGAGCAU
Molecule: messenger RNA, 1585 nt
Organism: Vitrella brassicaformis
Lineage: Eukaryota; Vitrellaceae
Source: the annotation of a GenBank genome assembly